AUGCAACUACAACAACAGCAACGUCGAAUGUUCACAGCUGCCCUCCUGGCACUUGUUUUCAUUCUGGCAGCUGUGAGUACUACCGAGGCUGGCAAAAAAGAGAAACCAGAGAAAAAGGCAAAGAAGUCUGACUGUGGCGAAUGGCAGUGGAGCGUCUGUGUGCCCACCAGUGGUGACUGUGGCCUGGGAACGCGUGAGGGCACUCGCACUGGAGCUGAAUGCAAACAAACCACCAAGACUCAGAAGUGUAAGAUUCCCUGCAACUGGAAGAAGCAAUUUGGAGCUGAGUGCAAAUACCAGUUCCAGGCCUGGGGAGAAUGUGACUUGAAUACUGCCUUGAAGACUCGAACUGGGAACCUAAAGAGAGCCCUUCAUAAUGCUGACUGCCAGAAGACUGUCACAAUCUCAAAGCCCUGUGGGAAGCUUACCAAACCCAAACCUCAAGAAUCCAAGAAGAAGAAAAAGGAAGGCAAGAAACAAGAGAAGAUGCUGGAUUAAUGGACCCAACUUGGGCAAUGUGAGAAAAGGACAACGGCAAACACGAUCAGUUAACAGUUUCAUUUAUACCUAGGCAUUUUAUCCUAAAAUUAUUUAUAGCUUAAUGGUACCAUAGGAGGAAACAAGGAAACACAGAAAAAAAAAAUACUCAUUUUUUUAUUACUUUAGUAUUUUUAAUGUAUAACCCUAACAACAAUUUUUAGAGGCCUAUAAUAAAGGACUCCAAACUCAUUUAGAAAAUUACACCUAUUGUAUAUUGAACAAUGUAGAGGGGUUUUUAAUUUUUUUUUUAAUCAAGUCUUGCCAUAGGUCUCAAUCUGGUAAUUAGUCCCUGCAAGCAGAACCCAAACCUGUUUGGAGAUUCGCUGAAGUCAGUGGUGUCCUGUGUGAACAUAGGAGUCUAGCUGGGUGCAAUUAUAUAUGAUUGGGACCUUACAUAUGAAAAAACACAGACUUGAUCCUUAAGUUCUUAUACAUCUGGACAAGUGAAGUUUUUGUUUUAGGAAAGAAUGGGGGCAUUUUUGGGGGUAUUUACAGGCAUAGAAUUUUUUAGAUAUGUGGUGAAUGUUCAUUCCAAAAUGCUACCAUCU
This is a messenger RNA of Chaetura pelagica (chimney swift), 1088 nucleotides long. It is a transcript of the gene PTN, whose product is annotated as pleiotrophin. The coding region runs from base 1 to 498 and encodes 165 amino acids. The record is from RefSeq and is a predicted model, not a curated record. The transcript has 4 exons. Gene Ontology annotation, molecular function: growth factor activity. NCBI's taxonomy places the organism in Eukaryota, Metazoa, Chordata, Aves, Apodiformes, Apodidae.